Fulvia fulva is the source of this 453-nucleotide messenger RNA. Its product is annotated as Putative glutathione-dependent formaldehyde-activating enzyme. The record is from RefSeq and is a predicted model, not a curated record. The transcript is spliced from 5 exons. The coding region runs from base 1 to 453 and encodes 150 amino acids. Lineage: Eukaryota; Fungi; Ascomycota; Dothideomycetes; Mycosphaerellales; Mycosphaerellaceae. Gene Ontology annotation, molecular function: carbon-sulfur lyase activity.
AUGGCCUCAUCACCAACAAAGACAGGCCAAUGUCUCUGCGGCGCCAUCAAAUAUAAACUCGCAGGACCCAGUGCGAAGCCGUACUACAACACUGUCUGCCACUGCCUAAACUGCAGAAGGGCCACGGGCUCGGCAUUCUUGCUGGCAUCGAUCUGCCCACGCGAUGGCUCCAAAGUAACGCAAGGCGCAGAGCACCAAAAGGAGUACUGCGACAUCGCUACCGACUCGGGAACGAAGCUGAAGCGAGACUUCUGCUCCCAGUGCGGCAGCAAGCUGUUCGCCUAUACACCAUUGUGGGACGAAAUCGUCAGCGUCACAGCCGGUACGCUCGACGACUUCGACUCCUGGGUCCCCGACACCGAACAAUGGUGUGUUCAUCGCGCGUCUUUCCUUACCCAGACCACCACCGUCUCACCCGAUAGGACUUUUGACAAGGCCGUGCAGAAGGAAUAG